Molecule: messenger RNA, 8114 nt
Organism: Chroicocephalus ridibundus (black-headed gull)
Lineage: Eukaryota; Metazoa; Chordata; Aves; Charadriiformes; Laridae
Gene: RAI1
Product: retinoic acid induced 1
Exons: 6
Coding region: 240-6017 (1925 amino acids)
Biological process (GO): circadian regulation of gene expression; regulation of transcription by RNA polymerase II
Cellular component (GO): nucleus
Source: RefSeq, a predicted model, not a curated record
GCCGCGCGGGGCUCCCGCCCGCUGACACCGCCGAGGCGGCUCGAACGGCGCGGCGGAGAGCGGCGCGGCCGCCCGGGGAUGGCCGCCGGGGCCGCCCCCGCCCAGCGCCGCCGCUGAGACCCAGCGGGGCACGGCCCGCCAGGCUCUAAUCUGGCUACUGUGCUCUGGAAGAGGAGGAGAGCGAGCCAGCAGGAGAGAGAGGAGAGAGCGAGGACCAUCGCAGAUAACGAGCCCGCGCCAUGCAGUCCUUUCGAGAAAGGUGUGGUUUCCAUGGCAACCAGCAGAGCUACCAGCCGACUUCACAAGAUACAUCACGCCUGGAGAAUUACAGGCAUCAAAGUCAGGCAGGGCCGAACUGCGAGCGGCAGAGGCUGGUGGCGAAGGAGUACUACAGUCAGCAGCAACUGCCGUACUCGGGCUAUGAGAACAGCGCCGUGGAGAAAUACCACCGGGGAAACAAGCAAUUAGCAGGGCAGCAGCUGCAAGGCAGGCCGGCCUUUUCCAAUUACGCCGUGCAGGAGAACAGCCCCUACCCGGCCCGUUAUUCAGGGGACGAGAGCUUGCAGGCCUGGGGUGGCCAGCCGCAGGCGCUGCCCGGUGGCGUGGCCAAGUAUGAGGACAGCCUGAUGAAGAAGACGGCAGCGUUGGCGGGCGGGCGGGCAUACCAUGAGCCGGCGGCCGCCCCGCUGCCCUUCCGGACUCACUUCCAGCAGCAGCAGCAGCAGCAGCAGCAGCAGCAGCAACAGCCGCAGCAGCAGCAGCAGCCCGCGCUCCCCUACCCCAAGCUGCAGCGACAGAAGCUGCCGAAUGACGUCUCCUCGCCCAUGCCCUUCUCGCAGAGCCCCCACUUCGGGCAGCACUCACAGUCCUUCCCCGCCUCCUCCACCUACUCCUCGGUGCCGGGGGGCAGCCAGCCGGCACACUCCUACAAGAGCUGCACGGCACCCUCGGGGCAGCCGCCGCUGGAGCGGCCCCUGGGCAGCGCUGCCAGCCUGGCCCCCGGCCCCCGCGUGCCCAACCUGCAUGGCUACCAGCCCAACCGAAUCGGCUACGAGCAGCCCCCGCAGCCCCCGCCGCAGCCCCCGCAGCCGCCGCCACCGCAGCCACCGCAGCCGCCACAGCCCCCGCAGCCGCCGCAGCCCUUGCAAGGGCGGCAUCAUGCCCCAGAGACCCUCCACUACCAAAACCUGGCCAAGUACCAACAUUACAACCAGCCAGGCCAGACCUACUGCCAGGGCGACGCGCCGCCCGUCCGGACGCCGGAGCAGUACUACCAGACCUUCAGCCCCAGCGCCAGCCACUCACCGGCUCGUUCCGUUGGCAGGUCCCCAUCCUACAGCUCCACUCCCUCCCCACUGAUGCCCAACCUGGAGAACUUCCAGUACAGCCAGCAGCCGCUGAGCGCUGGCUCCUUCCCGGCCGGCAUCACCGACCACAGCCAUUUCAUGCCACUGCUGAACCCUUCUCCCACCGAUGGGACGAGCCCAGAUGCUCAAUCCGGGAACUGCAAGAACUUGCAGAAGGAGAAGCUGCCCGAAAACCUGCUGUCGGACCUGAGCUUGCAGAGCCUGACGGCGCUCACCUCCCAGGUGGAGAACAUCUCCAACACCGUCCAGCAGCUGCUGCUCUCCAAAGCGGCUGUGCCCCAGAAAAAGGGCAUCAAGAACCCGGCGAGGACCCCCGAGCAGCUCAAGGGGCAGCACUGCAGCCCUGAGAGCAGCACCUACUCAGCAGAGCAGGUGGGGACCCCCCUGUCCGACCCACUCAGCACCCCCCAGUCCGUCCACGCCGAGACGCAGGACGCCGACUAUCUCAGCGGGUCAGAGGACCAGCUGGAGAGGAGUUUCCUGUACUGCAACCAGAACCGCAGCCCUGCCCGCGUCAACAGCAACUCCAAGGCGAAGCCUGAGUCGGUGUCCACCUGCUCUGUGACCUCCCCAGAUGACAUGUCCACCAAAUCGGACGACUCCUUCCAGAGCAUUCACGCCAGCCUGCCCCUGGAGACCUUCACCAAGUACGUGACCAACGAACGGGACUGUCCCCGGCUGCUCCUCAGCGCCCUGUCCCAGGAGGAGCUGGCUUCUGAGAUCAUUGUCCUGCAGGAUGCCAUCAGUGAGAAGGCAGACAAAGCCUGGGCCAACUCUCCCAUGCUGAGCAAGGAAGCCACCAAGUCCCCGUUCCAGCUGGAGAACCACCGGCCCUGCCUAGACUCCAUGGUGAAGGGCACCUGGCCCAGCCAGGGUGACUCCAGCACGCUCACCGAGCCCCUCAAGCUGGACAAGGCUUCGGGGGCCAGCGCGGGGAAGGACUUUGGUGAGGAGGUUUACGAGGGUCCCCAGGUGGAGUUCACAGCUGCUGAGACCAAGGAUGCGCUGAAGGAGACUGCCCCGCUGGCCUUCAAUUCCAAGCCCAGCAUCCCAGCGGCGACAUCGAGCGCAGGGGCCGCCAGCUACAGCUGCUACUCAAACACCACCGCCAACUCGGUGGGGUCUGAGAACGCCAUGGAGCACUUCGAGUGGCCGGAGGAGAGCCUGGGUGAGGCGUGCCUGAGGUGGAAGGAUCUGCAAGCCACCGACCUCCCCAAGGGCUUGUUCCCCAGCAAAUUGGUGGGCUCCUGCAAGGAGAAAAAAAAUGCCUGUGGCUUGGAUCUGUGCGAUGGUGAGCAGCCGGCCAAGAGUGAGCCGGCCCGGGACUUUGGCCAGCAGGCGAUGGAGGAGGAGGAGGAAACGCUGACCUACGAUGAAGCAGCAAAGGCAGACAGCGAGAGGUGGCUGCAGGACACCCGGCAUUGCUGCUCGACAGGGGACUUCAGCGAGAUCCCCAUCAUCUCCUCGCCAGAGCUGAAGGAGUCGGACCUGGAGGCGGAGGAGUACUCCUCGCUCUGCGAGCUGGCCGGCUCGGAGCAGAAGUCGGUGGCAUAUGACGCCUCGCCGCCCAAGCCCCCGGAGAUGCCCGCCGUGCUGUCCUCCAGCGAGGUGCCCGUGUCCGCCGAGGAGACUGUCAGCACAGUAGAAAAGGAAAGCUCAGCUCCAGCCUCGCGCCUCUCCGGCCAGUCCGUCAUCCUGCUGGGCCCUGCCGUGGGCACAGAGACCAAGGUGAAAAGCUGGUUCAAGUCCUCCCUGCCCCACAUCCAGCCUGAGGAGGAGAGCGGUGGAGGGGAGACGUCCCACACGGAGGUGGCCAAUGCUGAAUCCGCCCCGUCAGUCACAGUGAAGCAGCAACUCACCCCCGAAAACACGCUGGGGAAGACGGAGCCUAUCUCACGGGGCAAGAGCCUCCGCAACAAGAGGGUCCACUGCCGGCUGCCGGAGGGAGACGGCCCUGGCAGCGCCGUGCCAAGUCCUUUCGAUGACCUGCCGGCAGCCGGCAGCAUGGCCAGCGUCUGCCUCGGGCCAGACGGCCAGGCGGAGAUACAGAGCAAGAACGCCCACAGCCAAACGCCCCGUUUUCCAGCUGAGGGUCUGCCGGCACGCAUGUGCACCCGCUCCUUCACUGCCCUCGCCGAGCCCCGUGCCCCGGCCCCGCUGGAGGGGCUGAAGGCCCCCACGCACCAGGAGAAGCUGGGGAAGAAGCCCGCUUGCGGCGUGAAGCAGCGGGUGGCUUUCAAAGCCAGGAAGCGCAGCAGUCGGCCGGCCCCCAAGGUGGUCCAAAACGCCAGCGAUGCCACCCUCCUGGUGCCGAGCUUGGUGGCGGCAGAGGAGGUGGUGGGGCCAACACCGACGGAGGGGGACGUGGUGGAGGCUGGGGAGAGGGACCAGCGGUCGAUGAUCCUGCGCUCCCGGACAAAGACACAGGAGGUUUUCUAUACCAAGAGGCGGCGGGGCAAGCGGGCGGCCGAUGUCCGGCUGAAGAACUGCAAGGCGCCCAAGAAGCUCAUCUCCAACAACCAUCUCCCACCCGCCUUCAAGCUGGCAGCCCCGAGCAGCCCCCACAAGGAGGGCAAGGUGGGCGCUCGGAUGAAGCUGCCCAAAGCAGCGCCGGGCAUGGGUGGCAAGAUGUCCGAGCGGCCCCUGCACUCGCUGAAGAGGAAGUCCACCUUCAUGUCCCCCAUCCCUGCCAAGAAGAGGAACCUGGUCCUGCGGAGCAACAGUGGUGGCGUGAAGGAGGAGAAGCCAGAGGGCCCCCCCAGUCUCUUCAAGAAGAUGCCUGUGGCCAAGAAGGUGAAAGCCAAGCUGCCCCCCAAGAGCUCCGGCGAAGCCGUCCCCAAGCCCCCCCCGCCAAAGGAGGCCCCUGAUGUCUGCAUCAAGAUCACCUCCCGGGCGGCCUUCCAGGAGGCCACCAAGACCAAAGUGCUGCCUCCCCGCAAAGGCCGCGGCCUCAAGCUGGAGGCCAUCGUCCAGAAGAUCACCUCACCCAACCUGAAGAAGUUUGCCUGCAAACCGGCAGCCACGGCAGCAGUGGCGGCCACGGUGGCUGCCUACAGCACCUCCCUGAGCCCGGUGGGGGCGGAGAGGGAGCGGGCGGUGAAGCACAGCGGGGUGGCCCCAGUGGUGGGUGACGUGAGGCUGCCCAAGCCGGCGGCGACGCAGAAGGUGCCCGCCAUGCCGACGGCCGAGCAGCUCUGCCGAAACCCCAACGGCCGAGCACCGAAGGGCAAGCUGGGCGGUGGGAAGAAGCUCUCCAUCGAUGGCUGCCAGGGGGAGGCCUGUGCACUGGCCCCUGGGGCACAGCCCAGCUCCACUAUGGUGGCCAAGAACCUGGGGCUCCUGCCCAAGAAGAGGAACCGUAAGGGCAAAGCGGCGGCGCUGGGCAUGGCCAAGGCACCCCUGGGCCCUGCGCCGCCACCACCGCACCCCCGGGAGCGUGCGGCCGGCCCAGGCGGCGGGGAGGAGGCACCGCGGGAGGGCAAGAAACCAAAGACCGAGGAGAAGGAGGUGGGGGGCGGCGAUGGCCCCCCUGAGGGACGCUCCACUACCGGGACGGCGCGGGGGCCUAAGCCGCGGGCCAACCACUCCAACUACAACGGCUACUCCAAGCGGCAGCGGAAGCGUCUGGCCCACGGCAAGGCCAAGGCGGUGCCGGCGCGGUGCAAGAGCCGCGGCAAGCGGCGGCGGCAGGCCCAGCAGGCCCCGCUGCUGCACCCCGCCGAGCCCGAGAUCCGCCUCAAGUACAUCUCCUGCAAGCGGCUGCGGGCGGACAGCCGGGGACCCCCCUUCGUCCCCUACGUCCGCGUGGAGCGGCGCGGCGAGUUCACCACCGCCUGCACCGUCGUCAACUCACCCGGCGAGGAGGCCAGGCUGCAACGGGGACCGGCUGGGCCCGCGCCGCGACCGCGGGCAGCCCUGCCCGCCUCCUCCACCAUGCACAUGGGGCCGGUGGUGUCGAAGGCGCUGAGUGCCGCCUGCCUGGUCUGCUGCCUGUGCCGCAACCCCGCCAACUACAAGGACCUGGGGGACCUCUGCGGGCCCUACUACCCCGAGGACUGCCUGCCCAAGAAGAAGUCGCGGCUGAAGGAGAAGGCGCGGGCAGAGGGGCCGGGCGAGGACGCCAUCCCGCCCGCUGCGGCCGAGCGGGCGCCGCGAGGGGCAGAGGGCGGCUGUGGCGCCGGCAGCAAGGCGGCGCGGCCGGAGGUUGCCGCCGAGGCGGCCAAGCAGAGCUCGCUGCGUUCCAGCCCGCGGGGCAUGUUCCGUAGGCUGCAGAGCUGCUACUGCUGUGACGAGAGGACAGAGGGCGAGGAGGCGGCCGAAAAGCCCCGGCGGCAUGAAUGUCACAAGGCCGAGUCCCCGCCGCAGGAGCCGGCGGGCGACACGCAGGAGCACUGGCUGCACGAGGCCUGUGCCGUAUGGACCGCUGGGGUUUUCCUGGUGGCGGGGAAGCUCUACGGGCUGCAGGAGGCUGUCAAGGCGGCUGCCGACCUGAAGUGCUCGAGCUGCCAGCAAGCGGGAGCCACUGUGGGCUGCUGCCAGAAGGGGUGUCCCCACACCUACCACUACGCGUGUGCCGUCGACACAGGUUGCUUAUUAACCGAAGAGAGCUUCUCUCUGAAAUGUCCCAAACAUAAGAGGCAGCCGGUGUAGCCCCCCCCGCCCCGCCGCGGGCACCCAGCGAGCGACCGGCGGAGGAGGCAGCGCCCCGGGAGCGGAGCGGGGCCGGGCCGGGCCGUAGCCGCAGCCGCCCCCGCCGCAGGUGGGCGCAGCGCUGCCGCCCCGUCCCCGUGUGUCGUUCCCUCCCCCCAACCCCGAGCCCGAUCCGGGCGGGCAGAGCCAGCGCCGGGUUUUCCCCCCAACUCGCCGGACCCCGGCAAAACCCGACCUGGCUUUAAGGGAGACGGAACGGGAUCCCCCGGCCCGGCAUCGCUGCACAGGGGGGAAGGGGGUGGGAGGGGCGGGCGGGGGGGGGGGGGGACCGUGUACAAGGGGGGGGUCCCGGCGAUGUUGUCUUACUGUGGGGCCGCCGGACCCCCCUGCGGGUCCCGGCUCUCCAUAUCUCACACUGAUCUGAUCUGAGAUGUUGCCUUCAGCAAACCUCACGGUGUCUGUCUGUAUAUACGUGCGGCGGAGAAAAGGAAAAAAAAAAAAAAAACAAAAAGGACAAAAAAGACAAAAAAAAGCUUAAAAAAAAAAAAGGAGAAAAAAAAAAAAAGACAAACAACGGCCUGCUGUUUGAAACACCACUCUGCUUUUUUCCGUUUCGUCCUUCCAUCUCCUGUUUGUCCCCACCCGCACCCACCCUGUCUGCUCCGGGGUGCCAGCCCCUGCGCCGGGCACCCACCGGGGCGAAGGGCACUUGGCUGGGCUGCUGGGUGCCCACCGGGCUGCCCCAGCCCCAGCCCCGCUCCCUCCCUCCGGCCCAUUGCACCCACCACCUUCCCGUUCCAUGGGGCGCUGGCGCUGCUGGGCCGGGGACACCUGGUCCUGCUGUUUGGGACCCCCAAAACCUCCUCCCUCUGCUCGGCCUCGCCAGCACCCCCUCUGCGGCUUCUCUUGCUGGGGACGGGCUUUGCUCCUCGCACUUGUGCAACCCCCAUGGCUCUGGGUGCUGAACCCCAUGGCUCUGGGUGCAAACCCCAGGGUUUUAUCCUGGAGCAAGAGGGUGCCAGCAGCCCAGAAAUGGCUUCCAGCCAACAGUAGGGUCCUUGCCAGAGGAGGAGGAGGAGGCACUUGCUUCCUCCCUCUGCGUGGCCCUGGCUUACCCGUGGGUGCUGGGUUCGCUCAGCUCCCUCGGUUUUCGCUUCCCUUCCCAGCCCCCUGGCUGGAGCUGGGGGGCUGCCCAGCACUGGGAUCGCCCCUCACCCGUGUCCCAGCGGGGUGCCCUGCAUGACACCCCCAAUCUCCGCACCCUUGCACCACCCGCACCCCGGCGCAGGUAGCAAAUAACCAACCCAGGGUGAAUCAAAUCCCAUCCUAAAAACAGAGCCGCCAGCUGACCCCCCCCCACCCCGACCUGCGAAGCGUCCUGCAAAGGUAGGGCACAGUGCUGGCCCCAUCCGUGUCCCCCACCCCGACCCCGCAGAACCAGCGUCCUGUGUCCCUGCCGGCUGUCGUGUCCCCUCCGUCCCACCCAGCCCUCACCCUCAAGGUUUGCUGGCCACAAAAUGUCUGUCAUUUCAGCAGCUUGCCUCGGACACGGGAAUGAAAAACACAAAAAAGGAGGGGGGGGGGGAAAAAAAAAAGAAAAAAGGAAAAAAAAAAAAGAAGAGAGAAAGAAUAAUAAAAAUAAUUAAUUUAAUGAAAAAAAAAAAAGUGGUAAAAAUCCUGGUGUCCCUGGCAGUGUUGCCUGAAAUCUGGCUAUUUUUAGUGACAUCUUGUACAUAUGACUGUAAAAUGGUAAACCGUGUGUAUUAUAUAUUGCCUCAUUAUAUAGUGUAUAUAUAUGUAUACAUAUACAUAUAUAUAAUAUAUAUGAAGACUGUAAAUGUUAAGACUAGUGUUCUUAUUAGUAUAUUGCUUCACACUGAAGAUUGUGUGUAACAAGCUGUUUCUAAAAGAUGUUUAUUUUCCUUAAGAGUAAAAAACAGGUCAUUGCAUUCAGAGCGUCAAUAAAGAUACAACGAUUGUUUUGGAAGUACGUGGCGCCCUGUUCGUGGCCUCUCUUUCUCCGAGGGGAGGGACUGCUGGGGGUGUCCCCCCCAGGCCAUGCCAGCCCCUGGCUGGCCCUUCAUCCCCGGGUGUCAC